This is a messenger RNA of Pichia membranifaciens NRRL Y-2026, 717 nucleotides long. RefSeq lists its product as hypothetical. Gene Ontology annotation, biological process: maturation of SSU-rRNA from tricistronic rRNA transcript (SSU-rRNA, 5.8S rRNA, LSU-rRNA). NCBI's taxonomy places the organism in Eukaryota, Fungi, Ascomycota, Pichiomycetes, Pichiales, Pichiaceae. Gene Ontology annotation, cellular component: nucleolus. The transcript has a single exon. The record is from RefSeq and is a predicted model, not a curated record. The coding region runs from base 1 to 717 and encodes 238 amino acids.
AUGGCACCAGUAGUUGUGAAGUUUGAAGACAAGUACUCUGCCGCAACAGUGGCAAAGCCAACCGCUACAGAGAAAAAGCUUAGAAAAUCGGGCAAACCGCUCACAUUAGCAGAGUUGAAAAAGAAGAAAAAUGAAGCACAACAGGGGACAGCUGGCAAGGGAAAGGAGGGGACAUCUGCUGAAGAACUGAAAGAAGACAUUGAUUUGCAGAGGCUCCUUAACGAAUCGCACAUUUUGAAGAAUCUUGCAGAUGAACGUCGAAAUACAGCUUCUGGCGCAGAGCUCACAUUGAGAACCUUGGACGACCCUCUCAUUGGAAAGGCAAGAGUAAGAACUCUUGACGCAAGAAUGAACCAACUUUCCAGUAUCAACGGCGACAAGAAGAAAUUGACCCAGCUUGAGAAAAUGCCAAUGAAAAUAAGGCAAGGGAUGAUCAAAGCUCAGAAAGCGAGAAUCUUGAAGCACGAACAAGAAGCAAAGGAGAACGGCAUAGUUAUGAGCAUCAACAAAAAGGGACAGUUCCGAAAAAUUGAUAACGAUAGGGCGUUUAUUUCAAAGGAUAAGUUGAUUGGUAGGGGCCACUCACACAAAGGCAAGUCUAAAGAUAGAGGCUUGAAAAUACAAUCUGUUGGACGUAGCACCCCAAAUGGUUUGGUGCUAUCUGCCAAUGAUAUUGCCAAGAUACAAGGACCACAGACUCGCCGUAAGCGUAAGUAA